Callithrix jacchus (white-tufted-ear marmoset) is the source of this 911-nucleotide messenger RNA. It is a transcript of the gene IFT43, whose product is annotated as intraflagellar transport 43. Lineage: Eukaryota; Metazoa; Chordata; Mammalia; Primates; Cebidae. Gene Ontology annotation, biological process: intraciliary retrograde transport. Gene Ontology annotation, cellular component: intraciliary transport particle A; cilium. The record is from RefSeq and is a predicted model, not a curated record.
CAGGCGGCCGCGAAGAUGGACGAUUUGCAGGACUUGGACGAGGAGUGGCGUUGCGGCUUGGCUACCUCCGUGAGGACCCAUUCCGGGGUCUUGGGGGCCAGGAUUUGGCGGGUGGGGAGGAGCGACCCAGCCGGCCCCGACUUCCCAGAGGGGAUUCAGGGCGGCAGGCCUCGCCGGAGGGCCAAGAUGGGUCGCCGAGCUCAACAGGAGUCACCUCAGGCCGAGAAUCACCUCAAUGGCAAGAAUUCCUCUUUGACUCUGACUGGAGAGACUUCCCCUCCCCCACUUCCUCGCUGCCGAAAAGGAGGCUGGGCAGACAAUUCUGCGAAGUCUUCAAAGUUUAGGAGGAAAGCUGCUGAAGAAAUAGAAGAUAUUCGCCUCAAACAGCAGAGCCUGAAUGGAUCAGAUUGCGAAGGAGAUAUGCCUAUCAUUCCGGAUCUGGAGGAAGUACAAGAAGAAGACUUUGUUUUGCAGGUGGCAGCCCCUCCCAGCAUUCAGGUAAAGCAGGUGAUGACCUACCGAGACCUAGACAAUGACCUCAUGAAGUACUCAGCCAUUCAGACGUUGGAUGGGGAGAUCGACCUGAAACUCCUCACCAAAGUGCUUGCGCCAGAGCACGAAGUCCGGGAGGAUGACGUCGGCUGGGACUGGGACCAUCUGUUCACUGAGGUGUCCUCAGAGACCCUCACUGAGUGGGACCCACUGCAAACAGAGAAGGAGGAACCUGCGGGGCAACCCAGGCACACCUGAGCCCGUCACCCACUCUCUAGACAUGAAAAAAUACAGUGCGCUUAAAGCUAAAGAAGCUUGCGAGCAGCUCCAAAUUUUUACAUAUUUUGUAAUAAAAAUAUUUAUAUUCAGUCAACCACAUUGGAUAAUUCAAUUGCAAUAAAUUGCUUUAUCCUGUGCCA